GUAUCUAAGAAAGUUGCAGACUUGAUUCUUGAAAAACAGCCUGCGUAUGUUCAGGAACUUGAACGUGUUACAUCAUUGCAGACUGGCCUUCAGUUAGCAGCUGUUAUCUGCACAAAUGGAAGAAGGCACCUGAAUGUAGCAAAGGAAGGUUUCACACAAACUAGUUUGGGGCUGCUUGCAAAUCAGAGGAAACGACAGUUGCUUAUUGGACUGCUAAAGUCUCUGAGAACCAUAAAAACACUGCAAAGAACUGAUGUGCGUUUGAGUGAGAUGUUGGAGGAAGAGGACUACCCAGGAGCUAUUCAGCUGUGCUUGGAAUGCCAGAAAGCUGCCAGCACUUUCAAACACUACAGUUGUAUAAG
Molecule: messenger RNA, 362 nt
Organism: Eurypyga helias (sunbittern)
Lineage: Eukaryota; Metazoa; Chordata; Aves; Eurypygiformes; Eurypygidae
Product: coiled-coil domain-containing protein 132-like
Exons: 5
Biological process (GO): retrograde transport, endosome to Golgi; endocytic recycling
Cellular component (GO): EARP complex
Molecular function (GO): SNARE binding
Source: RefSeq, a predicted model, not a curated record